This is a messenger RNA of Penaeus indicus, 527 nucleotides long. RefSeq lists its product as uncharacterized. NCBI's taxonomy places the organism in Eukaryota, Metazoa, Arthropoda, Malacostraca, Decapoda, Penaeidae. The transcript has 6 exons. The annotation marks the transcript as partial. The record is from RefSeq and is a predicted model, not a curated record.
AUGUCAGUGUCGGAUAUGAACGUGUCCAACAAUGCAGAAUUCUCUGCAAUUCGCAUCCGACUGGCACUGGAUAUGGUUCCUAACUGGGGCCUCCAAUUUAAUUGGCAAGACCACAUUGUGUGGUAUGAACCAACUGACAUCCAGAAGGCCAGCAAACCAUGGCGGGCUGGCAAAGGUGACAAGGUUUCCUUUUCAUCACCAAACUUGAAUGAAUUGCGAUCCAUUUGCAAACACCUUAGUUUAGGUGAACUGCCUCCUCACGACCAUGUCACUGAAGGGGAAGAGUUGACUGACCUAUUGGGGGCUAUAGUACGCACAGCUGCCCCACUCUUGGACACCAUGUCAGCACUCAUGGUAACACUGGGCCCACAGGGCUUCAUGAUUUUACGCAAGGCAUCACCCGAGAAGAGCAACGACCCACUUCUCCUUCUGCCUCCUGCCCCUCCUUCCUCAGAUCGCGUUAUUGGUCUACACUUCCCCGGUCUGAAGAACCCCAAGAUUGUCUCUGUAUCUGGAGCUGGUGAUUG